Molecule: messenger RNA, 1380 nt
Organism: Stylophora pistillata
Lineage: Eukaryota; Metazoa; Cnidaria; Anthozoa; Scleractinia; Pocilloporidae
Product: galanin receptor 2b-like
Biological process (GO): G protein-coupled receptor signaling pathway
Cellular component (GO): membrane
Molecular function (GO): G protein-coupled receptor activity
Source: RefSeq, a predicted model, not a curated record
UAGAAUGGUUUCCAUAGCCGAGGUGCUUCUGUCAGCGUUGUUCUCAUUGCUAAUUGUGAUCGACAUCGUUGGAAAUGUGUUGGUUUGCUUGGUUGUUUAUCAAUCCAAGCAAAUGAGAAAACCCAUGAAUUACUUGCUGGCGAAUCUUGCCGUAGCAGAUGUUGUGAUUGGUGUAUUCAUGUUACCUAGGCAUGUGUUACAUCAUGCUUUUAAGCACCCAACAGGUGCAUCCGGGAACUACUUAUGCAAAUUCAUUACCGGUGGUGUGUUCAUCUGGUUGAGCGCGGCAGCAGCUGGGAUCUUACUCAUCGCCAUAGCAACUGCGCGCUAUUACGCCAUAGUGCAUCCUUUCAGAACUAACUUCCGGUUGGACAAGAAACGCGUCCUUUGGAUAAUGGCGUUGUCGUGGGGGUUCGCAUGUGUGUUAACAGGCCCAAGUAUGUCCGCCAUAGGGUACGACCCACAAAAAGAUUUCUGCGUGGAAAAGUGGAUAAAAUGGUAUCCAUCGCAAGCUCAUGUUGCUUUUGUUUUCACUGUCAAUUGCGCGAUUCCGAUCGUAAUGAUGACACUGUUGUAUUUACGAAUUAUCCACAAACUGUGGCGAAAGGAAGAUGCAAUCACGAACUCAGUUCAACUUGCAAGACUGAAGUCACGCAAACGCGUGACAGUUAUGCUCAUCAUUGUAACAGUUGUUCAUACUCUAUGUUGGUCCCCGAACUAUGUUUUAUAUUUACUGAUAUUCCACGCGCCAGGAUUUUAUUACGGUUCCACAACUUACAUUAUAACUGUUUUGUUAAUUCUACUGAACGCAGCCGCAGACCCGCUUCUGUAUACUUGGUACAUGGAUGGGUUUAGGAAGGGUAUACAGAGCAUGCUCUGUUGUUGUCGUAGAGACAGGGUACACGUAAUAGGCACCUUUGGCAGAAAAACUGCUAAUACCCCUGACCAAGUUGGCUUUUCUGUCACCACAGAACCAAAUAAGGAACAAGGUUAUAGAACUAGUACAGUUUGAGUGAAAGAAUCGAAACGACGGCCUUGGCGAGUAUCAAGUUGUUUCUCAAACCGCGAUGUGAUACGGGAAAUAACAAGCAUAGUGGGUGCUAGUCUAUGUCAAUGAAGCAGGGGAAAGCUCCAGACAUCUAUUAGACUAUAAGAAGUCCUUGCUUUUCGGCGAAAUCCGUCGCGCAAGUCAAAUAUAUAUAUAUAUAUAAAAGGAAAAUUAUGCUAGUGCGUCACGCGGAACUCUGGGAGUGAGGCGCACGAAACGUUUCACUUUCACAUCCCAGAGUUCCGCGUGAUGCACGAGCAUCACUAACAUUUUUUCACUGGGCUUCGUUUCACUUUGACUCGUGCGCCGAAAAGAAGAGAAUGCUCGAAGAA